Molecule: messenger RNA, 378 nt
Organism: Penicillium cosmopolitanum
Lineage: Eukaryota; Fungi; Ascomycota; Eurotiomycetes; Eurotiales; Aspergillaceae
Exons: 2
Coding region: 1-378 (125 amino acids)
Source: RefSeq, a predicted model, not a curated record
AUGUCGGUGAAGUGGAUUUUAUUCUGGGUGGGAUCUUGGGAGAUCCUGGGUGCAAUGAUUUUUAUUGGUAUGCGGACGUCAUCCCAGGCACCCCAUGUGAGGGUGGCUAUUGCUGCCCGCGAGGUUGUGCAAUUUUUCUUUUGUAUGGGCUCCUAUCUUGGGCUUGGACUAUGCGCCUGGAGAUUUCCCGCAAAGUUGGACGAAGAUUUGGAAGAUCCAUCUGUACCUACCAUGAUCAUCAGAAGAUCGGAGCGCCCAGUGGAGGCAGAUUCGCGAACUCCUCUAUCAGAGACCGACAGAUCGCAGUCAGUUGCGGAAAUUGCUGCGACGAGGCCCAUCUUGGAGGCAGAUUCAAAUGUUACUCAUGAGAAGCCGUGA